AAAAAAAAAAGUUUCAUUUUUUUUUAAGAGAAGAGCAUCGACAGUUCUUAACCCCAAGCUUAUCACACCACGUACACUAUGACUGGAGGAAUCUUGACCUGUAUUGAUAGAACCGGGCGUUAUUUUGCCAGUGUCAUCGCGAAGACCGGGAGAAAUGAGGUGCAGAUCUUUAAGGUGAACCCUGCCACAAGAUCGAGUUCGGAGAGUAACCUCCCCGUGACCAAGUCUGCCCUCGAGGCCGACCAAAGAGUGACCAGUGUCUGUUGGGCGUAUGGCAAGGACGGCGAGUCCACCACCUCGACUCCAUCGUCCACCCCGAGCAAGAAAAGAGGAAGCAACGGUGGAGCAAAGAACGGAAGUGCAACUGAGGAAUCAAUUCUUUUGGUGGUUGCCUUGGAAGGUGGAGAUCUUCUUGUUUACACCCCGGGGGUGUCCGAACCCAUCAGAAAGAUUGCCAGUGGCACUGGUAGUACUGCUGGGGCCAUAAUCACCAGCAUAUCGCCAUCGCACAAGAACAACAGUGUAUGGGUAGUUUACGAGGAUUCGGCCAAUCUUGUUGAAUAUUCGCUCACCACUUCUGCCAAACCACUCAAGACUUUCAAGUUUGAAGAGGGAAGGGCCUGUUCCGUGGCCCACACGCUUCUUGGCGGCAAAGUGAGCAAUAGCUCUCGUUCUCAGCCAAUCUUGGUGGGCGGCGAAGCCUCCUCCUCGUUUUAUCUUGUAGAUCCUUCGAAGCCAAAGAAGUCGCUUUUAAUGAAAUAUGAUGGAGAAGAAGAUGAUGAAGAAAGUGGAGCAGUAGUUUUAUUCCAACAGGAUGUUGCCAACCCAGACACCUUUGCCGUGGUGAGAGCCAACAGUAAGGACAUUCAAAUGUACAGCACUGAGAAGUCACUGCCAAUAGGAAAGUUCACCAUUUCCAGUGGAUCGAGGGCAAUUUCUGCGUUACAUUUCGUUGACGGGGCCCUUUUGGCAGUGACCAGUGAUGCGGUUGAAGUAUUUGAUGUCUCACAGUACUCUCACACUAGUGUUAUUAAGACGAACGUGGCACAAAGACCGCUCAGAGACAUUGUAGCCCUUACCCUGAAUACCAUUGUAGGGGUGUGGUACGAUCAAAACGAGCCAAGAUUUGUGAGCAUUGACUGGAGUGAAACUGGUCGUGAGGCUAGAGAAAUUGUGGUUCGGUUGGAAGAAGGAAUUACUUCCACUGGCUCAGGAUCCAACACCGGUUCCGGCUCUCUCGCACAAGAAACUGGUGGGGACGACAUUGACAUGGACAGUGAAGACGAAGAAUACGACUUCCUCUCCCUGAGAAAGCCAACCAUCAAAAACAUCUCAUCUGAAGAACUCUUUGCAGAAUUGAACAAUAACCCACAGGACUCGAUUCUUCUUUGUUCUCAGAACAACAACGAACAAACCAUCAAGACCACCGUCAAGCUUCUCUGUGAGUCGCUGCCCGCGGUUGCCAAGAGUCUCUUUGACGAGAUCUCGAAGCAAGUGGCGGCCAAACCCACCAGAACGGCGUCACUUUCCAUCUGGCUCAAAUGGCUCCUUCUCACCCAUGGAGGGUACAUUGCCAGCCAGCCAGACCAAAGAGACAACUUGAGAUCUUUACAGGAGAAGUUAUCGUCAGGCAUGAAGCUCAUGCCCAAGCUCUUGGCCUUGGAAGGGCGGUUGAACUUGCUUCGUUCCCAACAACAACUCAGAGAAAGAAUUGUUGACGACGACGAAGAAGAUGAAGAAGCUGUGCCGGUCGGCGGCGACGACGACGACGAGGAGGACAACCUUGUGUAUGCCAACGGGGAGAACGAUGACGGGGUGGUCAUUGAGGCUGGUGACGAAGAUUUGGAGGAAGAAGACGACGACUAGUUCAAGAAACAAUACCAAAAAAGAAAAACUAAUCCCUCUGUAUACUUAGAAUAGCAUGAUAUAAUAGACAACCAUUGGUCAAGUAGAU
This is a messenger RNA of [Candida] anglica, 1954 nucleotides long. The record is from the annotation of a GenBank genome assembly. NCBI's taxonomy places the organism in Eukaryota, Fungi, Ascomycota, Pichiomycetes, Serinales, Debaryomycetaceae.